Messenger RNA from Lepisosteus oculatus (spotted gar), 3398 nucleotides. RefSeq names its product transmembrane protein 179. The record is from RefSeq and is a predicted model, not a curated record. Lineage: Eukaryota; Metazoa; Chordata; Actinopteri; Semionotiformes; Lepisosteidae.
AGUAGCUACCAGAGUCCAAUAGUUGUACAAGCAGAAGAGAUGCUCUGCCUUACGCGUCAGUGUUUGACUGCGCAGUCGCGGCUUCACUGGGCACUGAAAGUGAAUGCCAAAAGAAGAGAAAAAAUGGCUCUCGAUAAUUUCCUCUUUGCCCAGUGCAUCUUAUAUUUUCUGGCUUUUCUCUUUGGCUUUAUCGCUGUGGUGCCAUUAUCUGAAAACGGCGAUGAUUUCCAGGGGAAAUGCCUUCUGUUUACACGAGGGAUGUGGCAGAACGAGAACAUCACCGUGGAAAAGCAAAGGUUUAUUGUGGAGGAAUGGGGACCCGAGUCGUCUUGCCGUUUCAGCACUUUCGUUGGGAUAGUAUCUCUCAUCUUAUCCGCAGUGCAGGCUUGCAGAAUACUCUUCUACCUCUGCAAGGGUCAUGAUGACUCCUUCUUUUAUGCCUUCAUAAAUCUUCUGGUAAGCUCCUUUGUGGUUUUUGUAAUCUUCGUUGCUAGUACAAUAGUCAGCGUGGGAUUUAAUAUGUGGUGUGAUGCCAUCACAGAAAAUGGAAGUAUGCCAAGCAGCUGUGAAGACCUGCAGGAUACUGACCUGGAAUUUGGUCUUGACAACUCCUCUUUUUAUGACCAAUUUGCUAUUGCACAGUUUGGGCUAUGGGCUGCCUGGCUGACGUGGCUGGGAAUAACAGUCUUGGCAUUCCUCAAAGUCUACCACAACUACCGGCAGGAGGACUUGCUGGACAGCCUGAUUCAUGAGAAGGAGUUGCUGCUGGGGAGAUCAUCCCGACGGGGCUCGGAUGGAGAUGAGAAAAGUGGGAUGAUCUAAUCCCCCCAUACCCUCCUGGAGAUUGAGUUACUUAUAAACUUCCUAUCACUGUAUGGGCGGGUGGUUGACAUCUAGCUGAAACCAUCUUGAUGAUUUAGUCUCUUAUCCACAAGCGGGAGUACUUUAAGAUUCAUAAAUCAUCCAAGGACCUUGUGUAACAUUGCUAAGCCUAUACAGAUGGUUACGAGAUUUAAGUGAAAACAUGUUAUUGUUUCCUACAGCAUGAAUUGAAUUAUUUUUUAAAAAGAUGGAGCAAUUUUAAAAUGUGGAACAAAUGGCUCACAUGGAUCACUAAGAGCAAAAUUCACAUUAAUGGGGCAAAUUAUAUAAUUCUGUAUUGGAUAAUUUAGGGAAAACACAAUUUUCCCAUUAUUUUUUGAACACCAUAUUUAAAGAAAACUAUAAAAUCAUUGAGUCAUUGUACAGUAUGUAAUACUAUAGUUGCUUCCACAUUAGGCAAAUUAACCAGAUUGGUCAUUCAGCACUAAAUACAAUACUUUCCAAUAUAUUUUCUUCAAACUGGCAUCAUUGCUGUAAUGCUCAUCAAGUUCUUCAGUUUUCUAAAUUACUUUGUAAACAGGUAUUUUACAAAUUGGUCCACCUCUUUCCUGCAAGUGCUGUGGUAGUGGAAGUUUGUAAUCCACAAAACUCCUUAAAACACUUUCAUGGUUGGUUAAGCCUUAAGAGCAAUAUACCCCACUCUCUAUAUUAAGGGAGCCAAGUAUUUUGCAUGCUGCAGUAAGAUGUGGUGUGUGCUUUGGCAGUGUCACUUGUAUGAUAAAACAUUUGUGUUGAGAACUUUGUUAAGGAUGUGAUAGAAAUUGUACGAAAAUAUUUUGAAUGAUCUCCUUGCAUCUCUAGCAUUCUUUAGUUUUGAGUAUUAUCAAAAGUUUCUUAAUGUUUUAUGGCUCAUAUCCUAGAAAGUAGCAUGACUAAAUAGGAUUUUUCCUAACGUUGCUCUGUCAGCACAAUCCCAUUUGGUUGUGACUGCAUUGUUUUCGCUUUGAACCCUUGUCUCUCAGCAUGGUGGCAAUUUCUGUAGCACUCAUCAGUAACGUGUAUUCAAUGGUUUCAAUGGAUAAGUCACUUGGUGAUGCUUUUCAGCCUGUCCAGGAAACCUGUAGCUAAAUGUGUGGAAUGCAAUUUGGCUCUUUCUUAACAAGGUUUGAAAUAUGCUGAGAUAAUUUAUUGUAGGUUUAGCCUUCGCUUACUAAGUAUAGAUUUUUUUUUUAUUUAAAUAUAUACAGUACUAUAGAUAUGCAGGUACUUCCCUGGAAUGUCCAAUUAACAACACUUAAAUUAGUGUACUGUAUUUGUAGCCUUUUGGCUUUGGACAGAAAACGUUUAAGACCUUUAAGCACUUGCUCAUCUUUUCAGUAACCAUAUGUCGAUAGCUUAUGAAAUACAGUGUACUGUACAUGUACCCAAGAAUUUCAGCAGAGGGCAUUGUGCUUAAAAGUUCUAACUUACCAUGACAUGGAUAAAGAAUCUUUAAAUCUUUACCACGUCGAAGCCCAACAAGCAAGAUGGGCCAAACAAACAUUUCUUGUUUAUUAUUUGUAUCGGUUAUGUUUCUAAGAAGUUUCUUAUAUUUUGAUUAUUCCAUAACAAAACGGGGGCUUCUGUACAAUAUAUUUUGCAUAAAUCUUGCCAUUUCUGAUUUCUCAAAGGAUUCUACAGUAAUGAUCUGGAUUUAUAUUACAACAAUUAUUAUACAAUUUAUUUUGUGGCACAAGCAUAAUUUAAAUACAUGCUCAUGAAUGAUACUCAAAUAUUAAAUAAUAUUCUAGGGAAGUGCUCCUGACAGUGUCAGCUAUACUUUUUUCCCUCCUUUUUGUGCUUUUUUGGUUCAUCGUGAGCCCAGGUCAAUGCACUGAGAUGCACCUGAUCUUGUAAUUAACUUUUACCUACUGUUCAACUUCCUUGGGUUAGCUUGACCUCAUUCGUAUCCAUCCAGUGCUAAAACUCUCCAUGAAUUUCCAGUACAGCACCUUAGAAUGCAAUUUACAGAAAAUACACAGUGCCUGCAUUUUUUCUUGGCUUUUCUUGUAUCAUCCAAUGAGACAUUCCUCAGGCACCAAACUUCAAUCACCAUUAUCCUUUUCUCCCACUGUGUUGACCAAGUUUUGAGGUGAGAUAUACAAGAGACAUUUCCUCAAUGUGUUUCUAACUUUUUUAUUUGAAAACAAAAAAGGACAAAGAAACAAUAUAAAGACAGUUCUUUUAAAAGUGGCUAAGUACAGAAUACAAUGUCAGUAAAAUACAAAAGGUAUAUAAUUUAAAGGACAGGUAUGUGAACUUGGUAAAGAUAUUUUUGUUGCUAGAAAAUCCUAACUGUUCAGCUCAAGUUUUAGCUCUGAAAUAUUCAUUAUCAAUGUCAAUAAGCAAUGUAUUCUAAUGGACAGCUAUUGCAUUGUAUUGCUUCAAAUUCUUAAGUGUAAGGCUUCCAAAUAAACUAUCCUUACAUAUAUACAGUGUAUAAAGUUUUACCUAAAACGUGGUAUGGAAAGAAAAAUUCUUAGAAACUGUUUUGUCUUCUUAUUGUUCUCAAAAUAAAAGCAUUGACAAAUUUAAAA